CCCUUUCCCUCCCUCCGUCCCCCUCCGCGCCGCUCGGCUCCCGGCCGGCCCCGGCAGCCCCGCAGGCGGCCUCAGGCCCCGCGGCCCCUCGGCCAUGCAGCCGGAGGCGGCGGCGCUGCUGACGGCGGCGCACACGGAGCUGGCGGCGCAGCAGCUGGCGGCGGCCGAGGAGCUGUACGGCCGCUACAUCGCCUGCUGCGCCCGGGCUGCUCCCCAGGGUGCCAGCCGAGACCUCGCCACCGCCUUCAACAACCGCGGGCACAUCAAGUACCUGCGGGUGGAGUUCGCCGCCGCCAUGGAGGACUACGCGGCCGCCAUCGAGAGCCAGCCCGGCUUCGAGGUGCCCUACUACAACAGGGGCCUGGUGCUCUACCGCCUGGGAUGCUUUGAUGAGGCCAUAAAAGAUUUCAGGAAAGUUUUAGAGUUAAACCCUCAGUUUGAAGAUGCUGCAUUAAGUCUAAAACAGGCUCUUCUUGACAAAGAAGAAAAACAAAAGCGAGGUUAUUGAAAAUGCAUCUAAUGGUGUGAAAAUGUCUUACUGAACACUGAUGUGAUUUUUGUCAUUGAUGGAUGAAACACGAACACUUACAUCUGUUAUACCCUACUGAAGAAACCUCAUUCUUGGGUAAAUAAGUUAAAAAUGUAUUAUAAUUGCAAAAAUAGAUAUAUAUUUUUAUAUUGUUAGUGUUCGAGAAAGGCCUGAUUUUAGAUCCAUGUGAGAUACUUGUCAAUUUGUACAGAACCAUUUCAUAAAAAGCUGUUGGGAGGUCAGUAACAGCUAAUGAAAUCCGUAGUUUUCUUAUUAAAGCUGUGUUUCUGUACUCUUUCACAGAUUGAUUUAAACGUCCUUCAUGGAGAAAAAUCAAGCUAAAACAUUUAAGUACUUAAGACUGGCAUUUGUGAAAGACACUGUCAUUUAAUAAUGAUGAUCUUAGUGUUGGUCCAGAUUUAAAUGUAAGUUUGAUUUAAGCUAAAAGUGUGCAAUUGUUAAUUACAAGGUGUUAUUCUUGAAAUGCAAUGGUAUAUUAUUUUCUUUUCACUUCAAAGUGUUCCUGCAU
Molecule: messenger RNA, 1058 nt
Organism: Oxyura jamaicensis (ruddy duck)
Lineage: Eukaryota; Metazoa; Chordata; Aves; Anseriformes; Anatidae
Gene: TTC32
Product: tetratricopeptide repeat domain 32
Exons: 3
Coding region: 95-508 (137 amino acids)
Molecular function (GO): protein binding
Source: RefSeq, a predicted model, not a curated record